Chaetura pelagica (chimney swift) is the source of this 11871-nucleotide messenger RNA. It is a transcript of the gene HMCN2, whose product is annotated as hemicentin 2. Gene Ontology annotation, biological process: dendrite self-avoidance; homophilic cell-cell adhesion; axon guidance. Bases 1 to 11871 code for a protein of 3956 amino acids. Gene Ontology annotation, cellular component: plasma membrane; axon. The record is from RefSeq and is a predicted model, not a curated record. Gene Ontology annotation, molecular function: cell-cell adhesion mediator activity; calcium ion binding. The transcript is spliced from 79 exons. NCBI's taxonomy places the organism in Eukaryota, Metazoa, Chordata, Aves, Apodiformes, Apodidae.
AUGCCACCCCAUGGAGGGGUGUUUGUGGGUCUCUGGCUGCUGCUGGCCCCCAGUCUGGCUGAGUCCCCCUCCAGCACAGGGGGGGCCACCCUGGCCUUUGUCUUUGAUGUCACGGGCUCCAUGUACGAUGACCUGGUGCAGGUGAUGGACGGGGCAUCGCGCAUCCUGGAGCGGACACUCGGCAGGAGCACGAAGCCCAUCAGCAACUAUGCACUGGUCCCAUUCCAUGACCCAGCUGCUGUGAUGGGGAUGGCAGUGAGGGAUGAGCUGCAGCUGGAGGGCACAGUGCUGUGCUCACACCCCCAAGCCACCCUGCAGGCACAGGGCAAGUGCUUCUCACUGGAUCAAUCCCAGUGGUGCUGGCACCUGCUUGGUGGAGGGGACUGCCCGGAGAUGAGCGUGGGAGCCAUCAGGCUGGCUGUGGAGGUCUCACACCCUGGCUCCUUCAUCUAUGUCUUCUCGGAUGCUCGGGCCAAGGACUACGAGGGGCAGGAGGAGCUGCUGCAGCUGCUGCAGCACAAGCAGACCCAGGUGGUGUUUGUGCUGACCGGGGACUGCGGGGACAGGAGCCACCCCGGGUACCGCGUGUACGAGCGCAUCGCUGCCACCAGCUCCGGGCAGAUCUUCCACCUGGACAAGCAGCAGGUGGCAGAGGUGCUGAAGUGGGUGGAAGAGGCCAUCCAGGCCUCCAAGGUCCACCUGCUGUCCACAGACCACGAGCAUGGUGGGGAGCACACAUGGCGUGUCCCCUUUGACUCCAGCCUGAAGGAGGUCACCAUCUCCCUGAGUGGUCCUGCACCAGGGAUCAAGGUCCAGGAUCCAGCAGGUAGGGUCCUGGAGAAAGGCCAAGGUCUGAAGGAACUGCUCAGCAUCCCCAACUCAGCCACAGUGGUGGCUGUGGAGCCCCAGGAGCCAGGGAUGUGGUUGGUCACGACCCAGAGCAGUGGCCGCCACUCACUGAGGGUCACAGGAAUCAGCAACAUUAAUUUCCAAGCCACUUUCUCCACCCAGCCAGACUUUGAUGCCACCCGGCCAGGGGAGCAGCCAGUGCAGGGUCUGCCUAUCUCAGUGGUGGUGAACUGCACUGGCCUGAAGCCUCCUGGGCACUUGCAGGAGAUAGAGCUCUUCAACACCUCUGGCCACAUUCUCCUCUCACUGCCUGUGUGGCCCCUCUCCAACACCUCCUCGGAGCAGCUCUGGGUGGGCUCACCACUCCAUGUCCCCCCAGGAGACUUUCUGCUGAGGGUGAAGGGCAAAGACGCUCAGGGCCACCCCCUGCACCGCCUCUCUGGGGUCACCUACACCAGCGUGGUCCCCAGUCCACCCAAAGUGAACAUCUCCAGCAAGAUCCAGGCUUACAACCACGAGCCAAAGCUGAUCUCCUGCUCUGCAAGGAGUGAGGUCCCUUUUCUCCUGCAGCUCAGCCGUGGUAGGACGAGCCUUGGGGAAGAGCAGCUCUUCAGGACUUCAGGGAACAUCAGCUGGCUGAUCCCAGCGGUGGCCAAGAGUGAUGAAGGGUUUUACGAGUGCACAGCCACGAGCAAGGUUGGGGUGACACGGGCUCACACCUACCUCUCUGUCUCAGAGCCACCCCCACGUCUCAUAGCCCCGGCCAACAUCACUGCCUCACCGGGCCAGGACGUGGUCAUGUCCUGCCGGGUUCUGAGCCACGUGCCCUACAACCUGACGUGGAGCUGGGAUGGGAAGGCAGCAGUGCCAGGGGACAGCCGGACCAGGCUGCUGCAGAACGGCUCCCUGGAGAUCAGCCAGGUGCAGCCAGGGGACAGGGGGCUGUACGAGUGCAUGGCCCGCAGCGCCCACGGCGCUGCCACCGCAGCCCUGUGGCUCCUCAUCCAGGAGGUGCCGUGGGUGAAGGUGGACGCCAGUCCCCAGCGUUUCAGCAGGGGCCAGGAGCUGCGGCUGAACUGCACGGCUGGGGGGCACCCCCUGCCCCGCACCGCCUGGGAGCGCUGGGGCUGGGCACUGGAGCAGGAUGACAGGGUUUUCACGGAUGCUGGGGGUACCCUGCACAUCAGGGCUGCCAUCCCGGAGGAUGCAGGGAAUUACAGCUGCUCCGCCAGGAACGCACUGGGCUGGGAUGAACGGGUGGUCACCCUGGAGUUCACGGAACCUCCAGCCAUCCUGGCAAUGACACCCAGCCUGAAGGUUCUGGUGGGAGAAGACGUGACCCUGGAGUGCUGGGUUUCGGGGGUGCCCCCACCCCACAUUGCCUGGUACAAAGCUGCCCCCCACUUCCCUGAGCCCCUGGGGGACGUGGCAGUCGAGGUUGGGCAGCACAUCAGCCUGAUGUGCCACGUCGAGGGCUCUCCCCAGCCACGGAUCUCCUGGUCUCGGAAGGAUGGGAAGCCCAUGACAGGCUGGAAUGGUUCACGUGGUGUUUCCAUCCAUCCAGAGGCUGCCAAGCUCCUCAUUGACAGUGCCUCUCUGGAUGACCAAGCUGUCUACAUCUGUGAAGCCAAGAAUGACUUUGGGAAAAUCCAAGCGGAGGUCAAGCUCACAGUGACCGGACAGGCAGCCCCAGAAAUAGCUCUUGCAUCCCCUGUGGUCACUGUGCUCCUAAGCCAGCCUGUGUCUCUGCCCUGUGUGAUCCUGGCUGGGAAGCCCUUCCCAACCCGCCGCUGGCUGAAGGACGGGCAGCUGGUAGCCCCAAGUGGCCGCUACUCCAUCCAGGCUGAUGGGAGCCUGCACGUGGAGCAGGCAUUGCAGGAGGACACAGGGAGGUACACGUGUGAGGUGACCAAUGCCCUUGGCUCACACAGGCAGGAUGUGUCCCUGAUCAUACUGGUUCCUCCCAGCAUUGAGCUUGGUCCUGUCCUUGUCACUGCCACUGAGGGCACAGCUGUCACCCUGCCGUGCAAUGCCACUGGUGUGCCCCCUCCAGCUGUCACCUGGACAAAGGGCACAGAGCCCAUUUCCCUAAGCCAACGCUACCACCUUGACCCCGAUGGGACCCUCCUGAUCCCUUCAUCCUCCCCUGAGGAUGCUGGGAACUACUUCUGCACAGCUACCAACACAGCAGGCUUCUCCAGCCAGGAGGUGCAGCUCUCCAUCAGCACAAAGCCCAGGAUCAGUGUGAACGGAUCACAGGGGUUGGACCCCAUCACUGUCCUGGCUGUGCUUGGGCAGGAGACCACUCUGCCCUGUGAGGUUCAGGGCUAUCCCCCUCCCUUGCUAGUGUGGACCCGGGAGUCCCAGCUGCUGUCUCUUGCCACCACCAGCUACAGCAUCCUCCCCUCGGGGUCCCUCCUGCUGGCUGAGCCCCAGGUGACAGACACUGGCCUCUAUACUUGCACGGCCACCAACACAGCAGGGAACACCUCUCUCAGCUAUAACCUCCAGGUCCAAGUUCCCCCCCAGCUGCUGAUUGGUGAUGGAGAAACACACCUGACUGCUGUCACCAACGACUCCCUGAGGAUUCACUGUCGUGCCACGGGCAGCCCCACACCCCAGAUCCAGUGGCUGAAGGAUGGGCAGCCCCUGGGCAAGAGGGAUGGUGUGAUGGUGUCUGAGGAUGGUGGGACUCUGCUGAUCACCCGCGUGGGGCUUGGGCAUGAAGGGCUCUACAUCUGCCAGGGCAGCAACUGGGCGGGGGUGGCCCAGGCCAAGGUGCAGGUUUCGGUGCAAGUGCCUCCCAACAUCGAGCCCAGUGUGGUGGACCUGGUCAUCCUGGAGAAUAGCACAGUGUCCCUGGAGUGCCUGGCCUCGGGGCUGCCUGCUCCUGACAUUGCUUGGUACAAGGGGCACAAGCAGCUCUCAGCUGGACCAGGCUGGACCCUGUCCAGGGAUGGGAAGCACCUGGAGAUGGAGCAUGUCCAGCUCUCUGAUGCUGGCAGCUAUCGCUGUGUGGCCUCCAACGUGGCUGGUGUCACUGAGCUCUGGUACAGCCUGAAGGUGACUGUGCCCCCACGGAUCACCAGCAGCCCCAGCUCCCUCACGGUGGUGGUGAAUGAUCCAGUGACCCUGGAGUGUGAUGCCACGGGAAGCCCUGCUCCGGUGCUGCUGUGGCUGAAGGACGGCAACCCAGUGCCCAGGAGGGUGACAGGUGGCCCACAGGUCCUCUCGGGUGGGCACACUCUGUCCCUGCCCACCGCUCACCUCCAGGACUCGGGGACGUACACGUGUGUAGCCAGCAGUGCUGUGGGGGAGGAUAGACGUGAGGCCACCCUGGAGGUGUGGUUGCCUCACACUGCCCUGGGUGAGGAGGAGCACAUCUCUGUCCUCGUCAACCAGCCGGUGACCCUGGAGUGCCUGGUCCCUGGGGUUCCCCCUGGGGGGUCCCGCUGGCUGAAGGAUGGGACCCUGCUCCUAGCAAAGCGAGUGCCACCCUCCUUCUCCUCAGCUGAGCCCACCACCCUGGCCGUGCUGGAGGGACAGUCCAUCAGGCUGACCUGCGAGUGCCAUGGCAUCCCCUUCCCCACCCUGAGCUGGCAGAAGGAUGGUGAGCCCCUCUCUGCCCAGCCUGGGAGCCCCAAGUUGGUGUCCACAGGAGGGACUGUGCUGUACAUCGAGAAGGUGUGGCUGAUGGACAGUGGGACAUACACGUCUCUGCCGAGGGCCCAGGGCAGCAGAAAAGCCCUGAGGAAAGUUUCUGUCAUCAAGGCUGGAGAGAUGGUUUUGGAGUGUGGGGCCAUGGCCAUGGGGACACCACCACCCACGGUGACGUGGAUCAAGGAUGGGCAGCCCGUGGCUGGCAGGGAUGGGUUCCUGCUUCUGGAGCAGGGGAGGAGAUUGUGCAUCCCCAAGGCAGAGGUGGCCCAUGCAGGACACUACACUUGCCUGGUGGCAACCACGACAGGGCAGGAGCAGAGGGAGUUUGAAGUCACAGUGCAUGUUCCUCCUGAGUUUAUUCAAGGAUCGGGAUCAACAACCAACAUCAGUGUGUCUCUGCAUGGAACCCUGACACUGACCUGUGAGGCCACUGGUGUUCCCCUGCCCACGGUCACCUGGUUCUGGGAUGGCUCUCCUGUCACCCCCAGUGAGCACACCCACGUGCUUUCAGGGGGCUGGGUGCUGAGGCUCAGCCGUGCACGAGCUCAGGAUGAAGGCCACUAUUCCUGCCUGGCCAGCAACAUAGCUGGGGAAGCCAGGAGACAUUUCUACGUGGAGGUCCUAGUUCCUCCCCACAUUGAGAAUGCAGAUGAAGAUGAGACCACCGAAGUGUCUGAGGGCCACCCUGUCACCUGGUCCUGCCUGGCUGUGGGCAACCCUCAGCCUAAGAUCACCUGGCUGAAGGAUGGCCACCCUCUGCCCAGUGGAGACACCUUCUCCAUCUCCCCUAAUGGCUCCGUGCUCCACAUCCCCCAAGUCUCCCUGUCUGAUGCUGGCCACUACUCCUGCAUGGCCUCCAGCUCUGUGGGGCACCAAACCAAGCACUACCUGCUGGAUAUUUCAGCCAGUCCCAUGUUUGCUAGAGAUGACCACUAUGCUGCUGCAGAAGAGGUCACAGUGAUCAUCAACAACCCCAUCUCCCUGGUCUGUGAGGCUCUGGAAUACCCAUCUCCCAACAUCACCUGGCUCAAGGAUGAGGUUCCCCUCAAAGCAUCUCAAAACAUCCAGCUGCUCCCUGGUGGCCACGGGCUGCAGAUCCUGAAUGCCCAAGAAGAGGACUCUGGCAGGUACAGCUGCAUCGUGGCCAGUGAAGCUGGGGAGGCUCUGAAGAACUAUGCUGUCAAGGUCUUGGUUCCUCCUUGGAUUACCAGAGAUGACCCUUUGGGGGAAUUUGCCAUGAAAGAGGUAAAAGCCAGUGUCAACAGCACAGUGACACUGGAGUGCGAGACCUGGGCUGUGCCUGAGCCAACCAUCCAGUGGUACAAGGACAAGCAGAUCCUCAGUGAGGGGCAGGUCCUUCAGAUCAAACCAGCUGGUGUCUCAGAUUCAGGGCACUAUACCUGUGUGGCCACCAACACUGUGGGAGAAGACAACAGGGACUUCAUUGUGGAUGUCCAAGUGCCACCCCUCUUCCAGCAGCAGACAAGCCCCAAAGAAGCCCUUGACAUCUUCUACCGGGAAGAAGACCAGGAUGGGGAGGUGACAGAGCACAGGCAGGCUGUCCUGGGCCAGCCCACUGCACUCUACUGUGACACCAGCGCCAUCCCACCUCCCCAGCUCACCUGGUACAAGGAUGGGAAGCCCCUCUCCCCUGGCCCAGGGGUGCUGAUACUGCUGGGGGGCCGGGUGCUGCGGAUGCCGGCGGUGCGGGAGCAGGACGGGGGCAGGUACACCUGCCAGGCCACCAGUGCUGCCGGCUGGGACCGCCUGCACUACCAGCUGGAGGGGCUGACCCCACCAGCCAUCCAUGAUGGCGUGGAGGACUUGGCUGAGGAGGUGACAGCCACCGUCAACAGCACCAUCCACUUCAAAUGUGAAGCCUCUGGGCACCCUUUGCCCACGGUGACCUGGCUCUGGAAUGGUGUCCCCAUUAUGGCUGGCCCACGGCACCAGCUUCUGGAGGGUGGCAUGGUCCUUCAGGUGGCUGCAGUGGAUGUGGGUGACACUGGCAGCUACACGUGUGUGGCAGAGAACCCAGCUGGGUCAGCAGAGAAGCACUUUGCCCUCGCCGUGCAGGGGUCCCCAGGCACCGAGGACCUGCAGCAGGAGGUGCUGCAAGCUGACGUGGGGAGCCCCCUCCUCCUGACCUGCCGUGUCCCUGCUGUGCCCUCACCUGCUGUCACCUGGCUGAAGGACGGGAGCCUGCUGGAGAGCAACCCGGAGCAGGGCCUGGUGGUCGGGGGGGCCCAGCUCCAGCUCAGCCCCCUGCAGCCCUUCCACCAGGGCCAGUACACCUGCCUGGUGAGGGGUCCAGGCAACGAGACACGCAAGGACUUCAUGGUGCUGGUGCGAGUGGCACCCCGGAUUGCCAGCGCAGGGUUCCCCAGUGAGCACAGUGUGCUGGAGGGCAGAGGGGUGAUGCUGGAGUGCCAGGCAGAGGGGCAGCCCACCCCCCAGAUCUCCUGGCUGAAGGAUGGGCAGCCUCUGGGGCUGGAGCCCCCUUCAGCAGCCCGGAUGUCCCCAGAUGGCAGCUCCCUGCUCCUGGAGGGUCUCCGAGCCGCUGACUCGGGGACAUACACCUGCCUGGCCCAGAACAGCGCGGGCGAGGACGCACGGCUGCACAGGCUGAGUGUGCUGGUCCCCCCGGUCAUCGAGAGAGGUGACGAUGACUCGGAGGUGGUCCGUGGUGUCCUGUCUGCGGUGGUGACGCUGGAGUGCCGGGCACGGGGAUCCCCCCCACUGCAUGUGAGCUGGAGGAAGGAUGGGCUGCCCCUCAGCCUGUCCCCACGGGUCACCCUGCUCUCAGCUGGGCACCUCCUCCGGAUCUCCCAGGCACAGGUCUCUGACACUGGGCUCUACACCUGCAUCGUCUCCAGCCAGGCAGGGGUGGCCAAUCACAGCUUCAUCCUGCAGAUCCAGGUGCCCCCUGUCCUGGACAGCCCAGACAGCAGUGAGGAGCAGAUGGUGACUGAGGGCUCAGAUGUCACCUUCACCUGCAAAGCCACUGGGUCCCCAGCACCAGCGGUGACCUGGUUGAAGGACGGUGAGCCCUUGGCAUGGCAGAGCAACCAGGUGGCAGGUGGCCCAGAGCUGAGCCUGGUGGCUGUGGGGGUGGCUGAUGCAGGGGUGUACUCCUGCCUGGUGGCCAACGCAGUGGGGGAGGCCAGCAAAGCCUUCCACCUCCUGGUGACAGAGCCACCCCAAGUUGAGGCUGCACCCCAUCCCACCGAGAUGGCCAUUGCUGUGGGCACCCCACUAGAGCUGACGUGUGUGGUGACUGGUGUCCCCAUGCCCACUGUCACCUGGGAGAAGGAUGGGCAGCUGCUGGCAGGGCCCUGGCUCAUGUCAGGGAAUGAGAGCACCCUCCACAUCGAGAGCACAAAGGUGGCAGACUCUGGCUUGUACACCUGCCUGGCUGCUAGUCCUGCUGGGGAGGACAGCAGGAGCUUCCAUGUCAGCAUCCAAGCACCUCUCAGCACUGCAAGCGUCGGAGAGACCCACAGCAUCACCGCUGUGUUGGGGGGGCACCUCAUCCUGGAGUGCCCUGAAGAUUCUGUGUCACCCCCCCACAUUGAGUGGCACUGGGAGGGCUCCCCACUGCAGGAGGAUGCCCACAGGCAGGUCCUGGCCGAGGGACGUGUCCUGCAGAUCCAGGCCCUGGGGGCAGCAGAUGGUGGAGAGUACAGCUGCAGGGCCACCAACGCCCUGGGAGACACCAGCCUGCGCCUCCGGGUGGAGGUUCUUGUGGCUCCAGAGAUCCAGCCAGGCCCUGAGGAGGUGAGGGCACUGCUGAGGGGCUCAGCGGUGCUGCCGUGUCGGGCAGAGGGGUGGCCUGUGCCCCAGCUGACCUGGAGGAAGGACGGGCAGCUCCUGCCUCUCCAUGGGAGCAGGAGGUAUGAGCUCCUGCCAGAUGGCUCCCUGCAGAUCCACCCCGUUCAGGUCCAGGAUUCAGGCUAUUACCUCUGCAUGGCAUCCAGCCCUGCUGGCACCGACCGGCAAGGCCUGGACCUCCAUGUCCUGGUCCCUCCUGCCAUUCCCCCUGGGUCCUCCAACCUCACCCUGCUGGCUCAGCGUCCAGCCCUGCUGGGCUGCAAUGCCCAGGGAUCCCCCAAGCCCCAGGUCAGGUGGGAGAAGGAUGGCCACCCCCUGAACCCCCACCUCCCACCUGGCGCCUACAGUUUGCAGUCCUUGGGGUCUCUGCUCAUCACCAGCCCUGGUCCCCAGGAUGAGGGGCAGUUUGAGUGCAUUGCCACAAACGCUGCCGGGGAGGCACGCAAGGUCUUUCUGGUGUCUGUUCAUGUGCCCCCUACCAUUGCCGACGACCUUACAGACGUGGUUGUCACCCGGCUGUCCCCUGCCUUCCUCACCUGCUACGCCUCUGGCGACCCCCCACCCAAAGUGUCGUGGAGCAAGGACGGGGCUCAGCUGGGCAGUCGAGGAGGGGGCUACCGUGUCCUGCCCACAGGGGCUCUGGAGAUCAGGCAGGUGCUGCCUGCAGACGCGGGCCGCUACACCUGCACGGCGCGGAGCAGCGCUGGCACCGCCCGCAAGCACCUCUGGCUCACCGUGCACGAGCCCCCUACCCUGAAGCCCCUGCCCAGCAUGGUGAUGGUGAUGGUCAACAGCAGCGUGGUGCUGUCCUGUGAGGCCAGCGGGGCCCCCCGGCCGGAGCUCUCCUGGCAGAAGGACGGUGUUGGCAUCGCUGGAGGGCCCAGGCUGAAGGUGCUCCCCAACGGGCAGCUGCAUCUCCCCCGAGCCUCCCCGGGGGACGCGGGCACUUACCUGUGUGUGGCUCGUAACCCCGCGGGCACUGCAGUGGGGAGGACCAGGCUGAUUGUGCAAGGUGAGGUGCUGCUGCCCUGCUCUGCUUAUGGAGUCCCUGAGCCUCCUGUGUCCUGGAGCUGGGAGGGAGCCCCAGUGUGGGGUGGUGGGGGAAAAGCCACCAUCCUGCCCUCUGGGGAGCUGCUGCUUCGGGAUGUCCAGGAAGGGGAUGCCGGGAGCUAUUCCUGCACCGCGGUGAACUCAGCCGGCAGGGCUGUCCGCCAGCUCUCCCUGUCUGUCCACACCCAUCCCACCUUCACCCACCUGCCUGGAGAUGUCACCCUGGGCUGGGGCGAGAGCCUGGAGCUGGUGUGUGCUGCCACGGGCAGCCCCCAGCCCCACAUCUCCUGGACAGCCAACGGGCAGUUUGUCACCGAGGGUGUGUCAGAGCAGAGUGGCUGGAGCACCCUGCGGAGGGAGGCAGCCACCCGCGCUGACACCGGGACCUACGUCUGCCGUGCCCAGAACAGCGUCGGUGCCGUCAGGGCCACCGCCUUUGUCUCCAUCAGAGAGGCACCCAGCAUACGGGGGGAUGCCAGCACCUACCAGGUGGAGCCCCCCGGGGGUGAUGCCCUCCUGGAAUGCCAUGCCCGGGGCCACCCUGUGCCCCUCAUCCGCUGGAGCAAGGAUGGGGUGCCCUUGGUGGCAGGUGGGCACCUGCGCCAGCUGCAGAACGGCUCCCUGGCCAUCCGUGCAGUUGGGAGCGCUGAUGCAGGGCACUACCGGUGCGUGGCAGAGAACGAUGCAGGCACGGCAGCAAAGGUGGUCACCCUGGCUCUGCAGAGUGCCCCCACGGUGAUGGUGACACCACAAGUGGUGGUGGUGCACACCGGGCAGCGGGUGCUGCUGCACUGCACCGUGUCAGGGGACCCUACCCCCUCUGUGGAGUGGCAACGAGACAGAGAGCCUCUGCCUGAGGGUCCCCACACCCGUGUCCUACCCAAUGCCACUUUGGUCCUGCCUGCUGUCACCCACAGUGAUGCUGGCAACUACUCCUGCCUUGCUCGCAAUGCCCUGGGGGCUGCUGUCGCCCACGUCUCCCUGGCUGUCCAAGGGGAGCCACGGCGGGUGCGGGGCAGCGUGGUGGGUGCCAUCAAUGCCCACGAGCUCAGUGCCAGCACCCUUGAUGCCACUGUGCUGGAUGACCCACACUCUGGCACUGCUGUCAUCCAGAGCAGCAUCAGAGGCGUCCCACCUGCCCUAGGGCCCCUGAUGCGGGUACUGGUGGCCAUCGUUGCCCCUGUUUACUGGUCCUUGGCACAUGCCGGUGGGGAUGCCCCGAACGGGGUCCUGCUCACCCAGGGCACAUUCCAACACGAGUCACAGCUGGAAUUUCCCACAGGGGAGCUGCUGCGGGUCACCCACCUGGCCCCGGCGGACUUCAGCGAGCGCUACGUGUGGGUGGGUGCGGGGCAGCUGUCGGGGGGCUCCGUGCAGACCUUCCUGCGGGACGGGCGCCCCAUCCGCGCCCGCUGCAAUCACACCAUCGUGUCCCACCCCCCCACGGGCCUGCAGCCCCCCCGGGUGCAGCAUGUCCGGGCCAGCGCCAUCAAAGCCUCCUAUGAUCCAGCCUCUGAGGAGCUCUCCUUCCAGCUCCGUGCUUCGCUUGAUGCAGGAGCCAGUGGAGACCAGUGCCCACCAGGAUUCAUGCUGGGCCCUCAACAGCUGUACUGCACUGAUGUCGAUGAAUGCACCGAGGGGUCUCACACCUGUCGCUACAACCAGCUCUGCCAGAACACCCUGGGGAGGUACCACUGCACCUGCCCUCCCGGCUACCACUCGCUGGGUGCUGGCUGGCCAUGCCUGGACAUAAACGAGUGCCUGCGGUUUCCUCCACCCUGUGCCUUUGAGUGCCGCAACCUGAGAGGCUCCUAUGAGUGUCUGUGCCCCCCUGGAAGGACCCUGCUGCCAGGUGGUCAGUGCAGCAGAGCAGGGGUGAACAGAGAGAUCACAAUGGGCAGCACAUCCCAGGACCCCUCCGUGCUUUGGCUGAGGCCGAGGAGCCGUGCACAGGGACGUUCCUUCUACACCCAGCUUGCUCUCCACCACGUGGCCAAGGCUGCAGGGGUGGGUACCCGGGACCCCCCCUGCCCCACAGGCUUCAUCAGGAGGAACAGUACCUGCACUGACCUUGAUGAGUGCCAGAUGCUGAACAAGUGCCAGCACGAGUGCAGGAACAGCCCAGGCAGCUACUACUGCAUCUGCCCCCCUGGCUACCGGCUGCUGCUCGAUGGGAAGCCCUGCCAUGACAUAGACGAGUGUGCAGAGGGCACGAUCCAGUGUGGCUCGAGCCAGAUGUGCUUCAACACCCGUGGAGAUGCCCAAUGCAUGGAUGCACCGUGCCCGGCCGGGUACCGGAGAGGCUCCAGCCCUGGCCCCUUCGCCCUCCGCACCGAGCGGGGUCGAGGCAUCAUCUCCACCCUGCGGCCGCUGCGGGACCCCGGCACCCACCGCCUCAAGGUGCGGGCGCUGGCCCCGGGCGGGAGGCGAGCACCCAGCAUCUUCCUCCUCAUCAUCUCCGUCUCACCUUACCCCUACUGA